AUGUUCUGCAUCCCAUCUUCUAACUAGCUGGGUUGUAUAUGUAAAGAAUAGACAGCUUGGAUGGUGAUAUAUGUCUGAGGUUGAAUGCGUAGAUUGUUAAUUAUAUGUUAAAAAGCGGGACGACGCCGGUUUAGGUCUCCACUGUUGCUUUCCGCCAUGUUGGCUGCAUGUGGGAUUGGAACUGAAGAACCUGUUUGUAAAGAUUUUUAGCAGGUGUCUGAAAAUGGUCCGCUAUUCUCUCGACCCCGAGAACCCCACUAAGUCAUGCAAGGCGAGGGGCUCCAACCUCCGGGUUCACUUCAAGAACACCCGUGAGACAGCCCAGGCCAUCAAGGGCAUGCACAUCCGCAAAGCCAACAAGUACCUGAGGGAUGUCAUCGUCAAGCACCAGUGUGUCCCUUUCCGUCGCUACAACGGCGGCGUGGGUCGCUGUGCUCAGGCCAAACAGUUCGGCUGGACUCAGGGUCGCUGGCCCAAGAAAAGCGCAGAGUUCCUGCUGCACAUGCUCAAAAACGCAGAGAGCAACGCUGAGCUGAAGGGUCUGGACGUGGACUCCCUGGUCAUCGAACACAUCCAGGUCAACAAGGCCCCCAAGAUGAGGAGACGCACGUACCGCGCCCACGGCCGCAUCAAUCCUUACAUGAGCUCGCCGUGCCACAUCGAGAUGAUCCUCACCGAGAAGGAGCAGAUCGUCCCCAAACCAGAGGAGGAAGUGGCCCAGAAGAAAAAGGUCUCACAGAAGAAGCUGAAGAAGCAGAAGCUGAUGGCACGCGAGUAAAUGCUAAUAAAAACAACUUGUAAUAUCA
Fundulus heteroclitus (mummichog) is the source of this 806-nucleotide messenger RNA. RefSeq names its product ribosomal protein L17 (gene rpl17). The coding region runs from base 224 to 778 and encodes 184 amino acids. NCBI's taxonomy places the organism in Eukaryota, Metazoa, Chordata, Actinopteri, Cyprinodontiformes, Fundulidae. The record is from RefSeq and is a predicted model, not a curated record. The transcript has 7 exons. Gene Ontology annotation, biological process: cytoplasmic translation. Gene Ontology annotation, cellular component: ribosome; cytosolic large ribosomal subunit. Gene Ontology annotation, molecular function: structural constituent of ribosome.